Molecule: messenger RNA, 1221 nt
Organism: Cantharellus anzutake
Lineage: Eukaryota; Fungi; Basidiomycota; Agaricomycetes; Cantharellales; Hydnaceae
Exons: 2
Coding region: 1-1221 (406 amino acids)
Source: RefSeq, a predicted model, not a curated record
AUGACAACCGCUCUCAUCACGUUCAUUCUCGCCAACAACGCCUACGCCGCGCCGAUCCUCCCCUAUCCACCUCUCAACGCCACCAGUUUGUCGAUAAACGUAUCUGAAGUAUGCAAUGACCUUCGGAAUUGCCGUACCAUGUGGAAUCUCGUUUACAGCUGUCUACUAACAAUAUUUAUCUGCGUAUGGACGGCGGUACACCCGGAUGUGGUGGAAGGGGAUGUGGAUGAUACGGAUCUGAUAGAGAAGAUUAUACUGGGACGUGGUCGUUUCGGCUUAAUGAGGAGUUCCCUGAUUUUCCCAGAAGUUGUUGUUGCUGCGGCAUGGGGUGAAUUCUCAGAAGCCUGGAAAUUAUCAAGGGAAUGUAAAAAUGUCGAAGGGUGGACACUUGUGCAUUCACACUUUGUCAGAAUGGGAGGUUUCUUUGACCCAACAACACGUUUCUUUCCUCAAUAUGAUCCCUCUUUCUUUGGCCAAUACCCUGGCGUCAUUCAGAAGACGGGGAAUCGUCAGGUUGUCGCGGUGACGAAGCAGGAAAUUCUUCGCAAAAGCAAAGGCGAUUUUUUAUCCAAGUCUGUUGUAUCACUUCAAUUACUGUGGUUCAUUGCUCAAUAUGUGGGGCGAUGGGUCGGACAUCUGCACAGAUCGCAGCUUGAGACAAUGACGCUUGGAUACUCCGCACUGAGCAUUAUCGUCUGCCUGUUGUGGUGGCAUAAACCCCCUGAUGUCCGUUCGCAAAUUCAAGUGACGAAAGAGGACCCUGCUCAUGUUCUGACUUCCGAGGCCAACGUCACUCAAGUGCCUCUUGAAGUAGAGAAUGAGGCAGAUUCGCCUUCACUUGCGGCCAGAGUCGUUGGCCGGGCUUGUGACGCAUUUGUUGAAUUGGAUUUCCGUUGGAUACUUGUAAUCACCGGCGCCAUUUUCGGUGGAAUUCACUGUUCCGCGUGGUCCUUCCCUUUUCCAACACACACGGAAUCACUUAUGUGGCGCAUUUGUGCGGUGUAUAUUACAGUAACUCCUGCUCUUGGCUUCGGUGGAUCAGAAAUAUUGAGGAACGCAAGGUUUCACCAUUUCUACGAAGACUUUGGUUGGGCCACUGGGAUGAUUUACGUCGUCGCCCGGAUUAUCCUCUUCGCUCUGACGUUCGCAUCCCUCCGCUCUCCGACCCCCGAUCUAUAUCGAACGCCGCCUUGGUCUUCCUUCAUUCCCCAUCUCGGAUAA